CUGUUCGUUUUGCACAUACACACAUUCCUCUGACGUUGAGCUCAGUUUACACACACAGCUGACCAGAAAAGGCUCUGUUACAGAGAGGGAGACGAGAAACCCUUCUGUUAAAAGAAAACAAAAAACAACUUGCACUGUACUCGAGUGAGAAGCCAAGGCCAGUAAAAAAUGCCGCUCUUUGGGAAAUCUCACAAAAGCCCUGCGGAUAUUGUAAAGACUUUAAAAGAAAAUAUGGCCAUUUUGGUGAAGCAUGAUAAGAAGGCAGAAAAGGCUUCUGAGGAAGUGUCCAAAUGUCUGGUGGCCAUGAAGGAGAUACUCUACGGCACCAAUGAGAAGGACCCGCAGACUGAAACAGUCGCUCAGUUAGCUCAGGAGUUAUAUAACAGUGGGUUGCUGCUCAGUCUGGUUAACGAUUUACAGGUGAUAGAUUUUGAGGGUAAGAAGGAUGUGUGCCAGAUCUUCAACAACAUCCUAAGAAGACAAAUCGGCACUCGCAUCCCAACUGUUGAAUAUAUAAGUUCCCACCAACAGAUCCUGUUCAUCCUUUUAAAGGGGUAUGAAACACCGCAGGUUGCAUUAAAUUGCGGGAUCAUGUUGAGAGAGUGCAUUCGACAUGAGCCGCUUGCCAAGAUAAUUCUUCACUCAGAACAUUUUAAUGACUUCUUUAACUACGUGGAAAUGUCAACAUUUGACAUCGCCUCAGAUGCCUUUGCUACAUUUAAGGACUUGCUCACGAGACACAAGGUUCUGGUUGCAGAAUACCUAGAACAGAAUUAUGAUGCAGUAUUUAGUGACUAUGAAAAGCUGCUGCACUCAGAAAACUAUGUGACAAAGAGACAGUCAUUAAAGCUUUUAGGGGAGCUUCUGUUGGACAGGCAUAACUUCACCAUCAUGACAAAGUACAUCAGCAAGCCUGAGAAUCUCAAGCUCAUGAUGAACCUUCUGAGAGACAAAAGCCCAAACAUUCAGUUUGAAGCUUUCCAUGUGUUUAAGGUUUUUGUGGCCAACCCCAACAAAACCCAGCCCAUCGUGGACAUCCUCUUAAAGAACCAGACCAAACUGAUAGAGUUCCUCAGCAACUUCCAGAAGGACAGGACAGACGACGAACAGUUCAACGACGAGAAGACCUACCUGAUCAAACAGAUCCGCGACCUGAAGAAACCAGCCUCCUAAUUAGGGAAUUUUAUAGCCAACACCUUUUUAAAAACAAACCACCUAAUUCUUUUUCUUAGUCCAGGAAACAUUCAACAAAAGAGUAGUUCUCAAACACAGAGCAGCAGCUGUGUCUGUUUUUUUGCUUUAGGAAACCUUCAUCGAUUUCCACUAGUGGCACUGUAGGAGCUGUAUUUUUAUUCAGAGGGCACCAAACAUUAUAGUCAUUAACUAGCUGGAGGUGAGACUGACAGAAUAAUAGAGCAGAGUACUCAAAUAAAUACCCAAAUGUUUAAGUGAUUAACUGCAAUAGCACGUACAUUUAAAGUCAGUACCUUAUCCUAGACCAAACAUCCACAGUAGUGGUCUGAUGUUGCCAGUCAAUAUUGCUCCUGUCUUUGAGAAUCUGUGUGUCACAACACUCCAAGUAACAAGACUUGUGAUACAGUACAGUACUUUGAUGGUCAUGCCAGAUAAACACGGUCUGGGAAACGUGGAAGAUUUUGCCUGCAGAUUGUCAGAUAUUUGAUCCUUUUUCUUUAGGGACAGACUGGUUUAUUUGCUAAACAAGUUUUAAAAUGUAACAAAUCAUUCUUGUUAUGACAAACAAUUUAGCCUGAAAACAAUAUGAAGAAAAGAAAAACAACAACUUUUAUUACUUGACUUUUCAAAACUCCAAAUACUUUGGUCCAUUUUACCUUAAAACAACAAGGUUUUGUAAACACAGGCCUUGCACUGUUUUAAAUAAUAAUUUACUCCAAUUAGAUGGGAUUCAUAGACAUUAUCGAUUUAAGUAUUUUAGUUGAUUUGUUGGUUGAAGAGUUUAAAGCAAGUAACCAAUGUAUAUCUUUUUAAAACUUGGCUGAGUGAUUACUUUAAUCCUUUUUUAGUAUUGUAUUUACUGUUUUUGCCUUUAUUGUAUAAAAGCUAAUCCCUACACUUUCUGGUGUAGUCGUAGUGGGAAUAGGAUCGCAGUACAGAAAUUGCAUUUUCAGCAGUAGUCUUUACUGCAGGUGGAGAGCAACAAAAGAAAUGUAUUUAUGUGAUUGGUAUUCAUGUGUGUGAUAUGUAAUAUGGUGAUUUUUUUUUUUUUAUAUAUAUAUAUAUAUAUAUAUAUUAUUUGUACUUUACCCACUCGGUUCUUGAAUCUGGGCUGGAAACAAGCGUCUCUUAAAACACUUAGCUUGGGACCACAAGAGCUCUACUGGGGUCUUUGCUUUCUUUGCAUAUUGGUAGAAACAUGUAUCUGGAGGGGCUAGAUCACUCCAUAUACAAACAGGCUGCAGCUCGAUUUCAUUUUUGUCAGAUUACCCUCUCUUCCCCCACCCCACGCCUCGUAGGGCAGAAGUUGGCAAGGGCCAGCAUUUUUAGAUCUGUAGGUUGAAUUUAGUUUACAGCAUGCAGUCAAAAUGUACAAUCACACUGAAAAGAUGGGUCAGGUCUUUGCAGGUUUCAAAAGUAAGUGCUCAGAAAUACCGUGUCGUGAGCUUUAAGCCACAGCUGUUCACUGGGCUGGUGCAUAGGCAUGCAAAAAGCUGGGUCUUGCUGCAUAAAGUCUUCAUUAUGCCUUUGUUACCUACUGAGUACCCGUAUUGACUGAGUUAAGGUCAGGUUGUGAGACCAAAUUGUACACAGGCCUACAAACAAGUUUCCAUAAAAUAUGCUUAGUUUGAUAAUCAGGUCGAGUCCCAAACUGACAAACUCACAUAACUUUUAACGGAAUGAAAUUCAGAUCUAAUUCUCCAGUAUUAAAUAUAGACUGCAUGUAACUUUGUUUUAUUCACAUAUUUUUAUGUUCUAACAAUUUGAGGGGAAAAAAUAAUUGUAUUCCUAAUUUUAUGUUGUGAAAUGUGUAUUUUAUUGUUGAAGAAAGACACACCAGACAGUUGUGUUUUUUCACCCAGUGCUAGUGUAUCACAUCACAAAUAAUUAAAAAAAAAUAAAAAAUUGUCAACCUUUCCACUUUA
This is a messenger RNA of Acipenser ruthenus (sterlet), 3119 nucleotides long. RefSeq names its product calcium-binding protein 39-like. The record is from RefSeq and is a predicted model, not a curated record. Bases 169 to 1173 code for a protein of 334 amino acids. NCBI's taxonomy places the organism in Eukaryota, Metazoa, Chordata, Actinopteri, Acipenseriformes, Acipenseridae. The transcript is spliced from 9 exons. Gene Ontology annotation, biological process: intracellular signal transduction. Gene Ontology annotation, molecular function: protein serine/threonine kinase activator activity.